Molecule: messenger RNA, 663 nt
Organism: Rangifer tarandus platyrhynchus (Svalbard reindeer)
Lineage: Eukaryota; Metazoa; Chordata; Mammalia; Artiodactyla; Cervidae
Source: the annotation of a GenBank genome assembly
AUGAUCCUCAGGCUGCUCCUGGCUCUCAACUUCUUCCCCUCAAUUCAAGUAGCAGAAAACAAGAUUUUGGUGAAGCAGUCGCCCAUGCUUGUGGUAAAUGACAAUGAGGUCAACCUCAGCUGCAAGUACACGUACAACCUCUUCUCAAAGGAGUUCCGGGCAUCCCUUUAUAAGGGAGCGGAUAGCGCCGUGGAGGUCUGUGCUGUGAAUGGAAACCACUCCCAUCCACUUCAGUCCACAAAUAAGGAAUUCAACUGCACCGUGAAAGUAGGCAAUGAAACAGUGACCUUCUACCUCCAGGACCUGUAUGUCAACCAAACGGAUAUUUAUUUCUGCAAACUUGAGGUUCUGUAUCCUCCUCCUUACAUAGACAAUGAGAAGAGUAAUGGCACCAUUAUCCAUGUGAAAGAGAAACAUCUUUGUCCAUCUCCCCGGUCUCCUGAGUCUUCUAAGCCAUUUUGGGCCUUGGUGGUGGUAAACGGAGUCCUAGUUUUCUAUAGCUUGCUAGUAACAGUGGCUCUCUCUAACUGCUGGAUGAAGACUAAGAGAAACAGGAUGCUUCAGAGUGACUACAUGAACAUGACCCCCCGCAGGCCAGGGCCCACCCGAAGGCACUACCAGCCCUAUGCCCCAGCACGGGACUUCGCGGCCUACCGCUCCUGA